AGCUUUAUGGGCCAAGCUCAUUGGGGGAAGUUGAGAUGGACGAGUUCGUUGGUGCUACUGGGGGCUUGCGCAUCCCCAAGAAGCCAAGGAAGAAGUCAAAGACUUCAACUGCGGCUGAGAAGGGGGUGACAGAGGGGGGGUUACUGUCCAGCACUUCUGCUCGGGCUGUGGAGGUGCAGCCAAGGCCGGAGCAUACGACGAGAGGAAGUGAGGAUGUAAGUGAGGAGAUGGCCCCUCUCCAGAGGAAGAGGAGGAGGGUGGCAGAGCUAGAAACCCGGGGGGACGAGGUGGUGGAGUUCGUGCCCUGGUCUUCUUCUCCGGAAGUUAAUCCUGAAGAGAGGGAGAGGGGCAAGGUCGAAGUGCGAGGCCUUGGUGGGGGCAGGGAGCGCACCCCUCCGCACGUGUACCAGAAAAGUUUGUUUGAGGCGACAAACAAGACUGGGGCGAAGCACUUCCUCAACGCUACCCUUCCUGAGGUGGAUAGGAUGCGGGCGAAGGACGAGGUGGUUAGCCAUGCAGGGUAUACCAUUGUGAGGCAUGCCCUGGAGAGUGCGAGCUGGACAAACGCUCUAACGCAGGAGUAUGCAGAGAGCGUUAGAGACCGUGCCAGCUUGCAAAGGCAGUGUGACCAGCUCCAGAGGGAGAAGGAUGAGCUGCAGAAGGGGAAGGUGGAAUGGGAGAAGCAGAAGAAGGAGAUGCAGAGGAGGCUAGAUGAAGUUCUCCCUUCAGUGACCGAGCUCCAUAACAAAAAUGAUGUCCUGAGCACGAAGCUCGGCCUCGAAGAACGUAAAAGGAAGAUCUGCAAGGAGAAGCUCGAGGCUCAGGACAAAUAUAUGGACAAGAUGAGGAGCGCAACCGCGGAGCUGAAGAAGAACGUGAAGCUGUUGGUUCACAACGGGAUGGAGGAGCACAUUGGCAACUUCCUCAACUCCAGCACUUUCGAGGACAUCCUCAAACUCUACCGGCUGCCAACCGCGAUCGUGGCCUUCACUGACUAUCACGCUGAGGUGGGAGCGUGAUGCAGAGGGGCGCACCAUCUUUCCCCCAG
This is a messenger RNA of Rubroshorea leprosula, 1048 nucleotides long. The record is from the annotation of a GenBank genome assembly. NCBI's taxonomy places the organism in Eukaryota, Viridiplantae, Streptophyta, Magnoliopsida, Malvales, Dipterocarpaceae.